Lycium barbarum (goji berry) is the source of this 2754-nucleotide messenger RNA. RefSeq lists its product as uncharacterized. The transcript has 3 exons. Lineage: Eukaryota; Viridiplantae; Streptophyta; Magnoliopsida; Solanales; Solanaceae. The coding region runs from base 1769 to 2611 and encodes 280 amino acids. The record is from RefSeq and is a predicted model, not a curated record. Gene Ontology annotation, molecular function: nucleic acid binding; zinc ion binding.
CGUGUGAUAAGCUUAUGUGAAGUAAUGUUUAAAUUUCUUGUACAUGUAUUGAGGAUGGUUUGAAUGUUGUAGUGUGUAUGAAAGGAAUGAAAAUUUUGGAAUUUUGUGUGAUUGGUAUUGAAGCCGUGUAGGGGCUGGUUUAGGAGAAUUAGUGGACUGGUUUAUUUGAUGCUUUAGUUGUUGUUGUUAUGGACGUUGUGGUGCAUUGGAUGCAUCGUGAAUAUGUGAGUUUGAGGUGUAAAACAAAUGGUAUAUGUUGAAGUAGAAAAACAGUCCAAACCGUGGAAUGUUUUAGUAAAAAGGAUGGGUUAAAUUUAUUUUGAAUGUUUAUUGUUAUUGUCAUGGGUUCUAAAAUGAGAAUGAGGAUAUUGAUGGUUAAAAAUUGGAGUUGAAGUCGUUAUGGGCUGUUGUAGAAGUUAGUAUGUCGUUAAUAUAGUUUCUUGCGAUUAUAUAAAUAAUGUUGCUAAACGUGUUGUUGUUAUUUUGGUUGAAGUUGGAAAUUUGCGAGUUGUACGGUAUGUUGGUCGGGCUGUUUUGAAUAAUGUACGGGCUGUCCGAAGUCCCCGCGAGUCAUGUUUAAAUAGUCUCGGGUUGAUACUUGAAUGCAUGACUAGCAAUAUUGGCUUAAUGGUAGUAGUUGGUUUGAAUACGAAUGAAACGUCGUCUAAUUGUUUAAAAGGGGUUAUUAACGUUAGAAUACGUAUUGAACUCCCUCGUAGCCUAAUCGUAGUUCUUGAUAUCUUGAUAUAGGAUAAAGUACUACUGGGCAGCGUGUACGAGUUGUAUUACGACUAAACGCUAAAGGGGGCUGCGUUUCAUGCCCGCAGGUACAGACGCUCGUUUCGGAGAUCCGCCAGCCUAGGGUACCUAUUCAGCUAUUUUGGAGUGCUCCUUUGUUCCGAAGCCUAGCUUUGUGUGAUGCCUCCAAAGAAGGCGACAGCCGCCCAGAAAGGCAAGUUAGUAGCCGGGGAGACCAGUCAGACCCGGAGGAUUACUAGGGCUUAUGCCCAUUCCAUGCCUGAGAUUAGGCUCCAGUCAGCAAGCUCCGCUACACCACCAUUACCAGAGGAGCCUAGGGAAACAGCAGCUGCAGAUCAGGGGACGGCUCCACCGCCAGCUCCUGGGGUUCUAGCAGCCGAGCCUCCAGCUCCCCAGCCAGGGGCGGAGGAUAGAGCUAUGAGGGACGCAGUUCAGUUAUUGACCAGGUUAGUGUCGGGGCAGGCUGGCAGGCACGGAUUUGGAGGAGACUAUGCGGAUAGACAUGAUAAUUUGAGGGUCCGUGAUUUCUUGACUUAUAAUCCCCUAUAGUUUUAUGGGUCAAAGCCCACAGAGGAUCCACAGGAUUUUAUUCGACAGAUGUUGCGUACGUUGAGGAUAAUUAGAGCUUCCGAAACUGAGUCUGUUGAAUUGGCUUCAUAUCGGUUGCGUGAUGUAGCGGUUAAUUGGUAUGAGUCCUGGGAGUUGUCUAGGGGUGAGGAUGCUCCCCCAGCAGUAUAAGACGCGUUCGUGGAGGCCUUUCUGGGCCAUUUUCUGCCUCCGGAUAUGAGGCGAGCUAGAGUUGAUAGAUUUCUACACCUGAGACAGAAUGGCAGAAGUGUUCGAGAUUAUAGUAUCGAAUUUGAUUCGCUGGCUAGGUACGCACCCACCAUUGUAGCUGACAUGGCUGAUAGGGUGCAUCGUUAUGUGAUGAGGUUGGAUCAUUACUUGAUUGAUAGCUGUAUGGAAAUGGCUUCUCAGCCCGGUAUGGACAUCGCUCGAGUGCAGGCAUAUGCACAGGGAGUUGAGGACCGACAUAGAGGGUGUCGACCUGAUAGAGAGCAUGACAAGGGUCAUCAUAAGAGAGUUAGAUCAGCUGGGUACUCUGGUGAGUUUCAAGGCGGGCAGCCCCAGCAGCAGCAUAGGAGAUAUCCUUCCCAGCCGACACGGAGUGCACCUCCACGAUUUACUGGUAGGAGGUUUGAUAGCACGGGGGUAUUCAGGAGCUGGGCAAAGCUCCAUGACUUCAGGUUUCCAGAUGCACAGGAAUUCAGGCCAGACGAAGCCAUCUAUACCUCAGUGCCCUCGAUGUGGCAGGCGCCAUCCGGGGGAAUGCCGUCUCAUUACUGGCGCUUGUUUUUCUUGCGGCCUCCAAGGCCAUACUAUGAGGGAGUGUCGAUUUGGGGGUGGUUCAGAUAGCGCAGCUCAGCCUACUGGAUCAGUUGCUGGUUCAUCCUCUUCGGUGGCUAUGCGCCCUAUGGGGCAAGGUAUUCCGACACCAGCAGGCCGUGGCAGAGGCCGUGGCAGAGUUUCCAGUUCUAGCGGUCCUUCAAACCGCAUAUAUGCUUUAGCUAGCAGACAGGAUCAGGCGGCGUCGCCAAAUGUGGUUACAGGUAUACUAUCGAUUUUCUCCCGAGAUGUAUAUGCAUUGAUAGACCCAGGCUCCACAUUAUCAUAUAUUUAUCCCUUUGUUGCUAGUAAAAUUGGGAUAAAACCUGAAUUUAUAGAACCAUUCGAGGUAGCUACACCAGUGUAUAGAAAUUGUUCGGUGGUCAUAUAUAAUCGUUGCACCAAGGCAGAUUUGAUAGAGCUAGAUAUGACUGAGUUCGAUGUUAUUAUGGGAUGGAUUGGUUAGCUUCUUGUUAUGCUAACGUUGAUUGUAGAGGCAAAGUAGUUCGGUUUCAGUUCCCAGGGGAACCAAUUAUAGAAUGGAGGGGGAAUACAGCAUCGUCGAGGGGUAAGUUUAUUUCAUACCUCAAGGCAAGGAAGAUGGUUAGA